Molecule: messenger RNA, 751 nt
Organism: Aspergillus homomorphus CBS 101889
Lineage: Eukaryota; Fungi; Ascomycota; Eurotiomycetes; Eurotiales; Aspergillaceae
Exons: 3
Coding region: 1-681 (226 amino acids)
Source: RefSeq, a predicted model, not a curated record
AUGGGAGUCAGCAACCCAGUCAAGUACGUCCUGGGCCUGUCUCUUUUCACCAAGCGCCCGGACCAGCGGUCCCAGACGGCGGUCUGGAAGGGAAAGGCAAUCGAACAUCAUGGCCCUGCUCCACCCCUCGAGGUCCGCUGGGGCGGUGCCGUGCAGUGUCCAGAUGACGAUGAUUUCGUCGCGGCUGCAGCAGUGCACAUGGCGGUGAGCGAAUCCGACGGGAGCAGAUGCAGCGGAAGCAGUAGCCGGAGCAGUAGCGACAGCAGCGGCAGCGGUGGCAGCAGCAGGCGUCCCUUUGGGGUGGUGCGCGUCGUGAGCUGGGCCAGUUUGGUCGGGGAGCGAUGUCGGUGGACGAUGAGGCAGGAACGAGAGUUGGCGAUUGCCGAGCUUGAGUUGGCUCGGUGUCAAAAGGCGUGGAGUUCAGAGCAGGAGUUAUGGCUUGAUCAGAUCAAGGCCCUACACGAGGAAAAAGAGGCUCACGAAGAGUUCCUCCAUCAUCGUGCCAAGCAGCAGGAUGAGGAACAGCAGCAUUUUCGCAAAUCGUGGAAUCGCCGGCGGUCCCAUGAGGAACCCUCACAUCCUCAGCCUCACCCCCACCCCUCACACCCACCGCAACGAAACUCUUCUACCCACCGCGCGAAUAGCAAAUUGCGACGCGGGAUCCGGCGCAUGGGGUCAUAGGUUUUCAAGCUGAAUGAUGAGGACUGGGAGGAGGGGGAAAAAAGGAGGCUGGAACUUUCUCAUAGCGGAG